This is a messenger RNA of Chelmon rostratus (copperband butterflyfish), 4050 nucleotides long. RefSeq names its product post-glycosylphosphatidylinositol attachment to proteins 6 (gene pgap6). Lineage: Eukaryota; Metazoa; Chordata; Actinopteri; Chaetodontiformes; Chaetodontidae. The record is from RefSeq and is a predicted model, not a curated record. Gene Ontology annotation, cellular component: plasma membrane. The coding region runs from base 95 to 2401 and encodes 768 amino acids. The transcript is spliced from 13 exons.
UACAGGUAGAAUGAUUUCCCCAUAACGAUAGAUUAGUGUGACAUUACGGGUAGAUAAAGGACGAUGUAAUGGUUCAGACACUCGUAAAGGAAACAUGGAAUUUUGUUUUUUACGUGGUCUCCUUUUCGUCGCCCUGACGGCUUGGACAUUCGGAGACGAUGGACAGGUGACGUUUGUAUCAGAGCUCUCAUCCAAACCAGCUCAGAAGCUGUCAAAGUACGGCUGGUACGGCAACGCAAGGCUGCAGAGGUUUCAUAUACCAGAGGAAACUGCCAUCGCUCGCUGGCUGUUCUCUGUCACCAAGGGCCACAGCUUCCACUGCGGACAGCACAACGUCACCAUUCACAUUCGAUGGGGUGCCCCUCCAGUCAUAAACCCAAUAGGGUCGGUGUUUCCCAAUGCAACGCUAUGGAGCCCCUGUCUGUCUCUGAUCCUACCAGUGACAUCACACAGCUCCAUAACCUUUAACCUCUCCAAUCCCGCUCCUGGUGAUUGGUACGUUGCUGCCCACUUGCCUGAAGAUGAUGGGCGCAUAGAGCAGAAGGGCUUUCCAUCCUGCUCCUACUUCUUCCAGCCUCAGCUGUCAGUCAGGAGAGCGGUGGACACACCCACAUUGCAGCAGGGCACAUUCCUCCAACAGACUGCAGCCCCUGACAGACCUGCACGCCUUAAGUUGUAUGUUCCAGAGUUUGCCUCUUCUCUCUCCGUGUCUGUGGCGGACUGUUCGUCAGGGGAGGGAGUAGACAGUGGAAACUGUUCACUGGUCCUCAGGCUUGGCUCCGUCUCUCUGCAGCAUGGCCCAGUAACGGUGAACUGCUCAGGGACCGGCUGCUCUGCAGCUCUUUCUAACCCACCUUGGGACACCUGGUUACGAGUUGUCGUGGAGAGUAGCCUAGACAACCGUACCAUCACCUUUAGUAUCGUCUCAAACUACACAGUGGGAUGCAAGCCAAAAAGUGUAGGCCUUACAGCGGAUGAUGACAUCAGCAAGCUCCAUGGCAACAGCAGCUAUACCAACUCGACAUCAGCAGGCAACAGCUCAGUGGUUACAGACGCAGUCGCCUUUAGCAACAAAUCAGCAUCUCUGUUAACACCGUUUUCGGCGUGUGUUUGGAGCAUCCCUGUGCUGUACGAGGAGGUGGAUGUUCUGUCGCUCCGAUUCACUCCAGUCAAUGGACCCAACGUCAGCGUUACACGCACACACGCCACGCUGCUCACCUACCCCCUGCACACACAAGCCACUGGUGGUACACUCAACCUACAGCUCACACUCAACACUACUAAUGUUACCCUGGGGAACAGCAGCAGUGUGGUGGCCUGUCUCUCUCCCUGGGCUCCAGUCCUCGAACUCAACCACUCUCAACCUUGCCGCACAGCUCUGUUUGGAGGAUAUGGUGUUCGUGUGAAUGCCAGUGUUCCUAAAGCUGUGGUCAGGCUGCCUUUCCCUCAGUCAACAACAUGGUACCUCACCCUGCAGCUCACGUGUAACAGCAGUGACUGUGGUAAUACAUCAUUGGUGUCUGUGGUCCCAGAGGUGUUUAUCAGUGCCUGCGUAGAGGACUGCGGGACAUAUGGUGAAUGUAGACUUCUGAGAUCCUACACCUACCUGUAUGCUGCCUGUGUCUGCAAGGCUGGCUGGAGCGGUUGGGGCUGCACCGAUGAUUCGACAGCUCAGUCGUACCGUCGCCAGUUGAUGGCAACCCUACUGCUCACGCUCAGUAAUCUGUCCUUCCUGCCUGCCAUCGUGGUGGCCAUCAAACGCUGCUACAUCACUGAGGCCUCCGUCUACCUCUUCACUAUGUUCUUCUCCACGUUCUACCAUGCAUGUGACCAGCCUGGCAUAGCUGUCCUGUGUAUAAUGGACUACGAUACCCUACAAUACUGUGACUUCCUGGGGUCAGUCUGUUCCAUCUGGGUCACCAUCCUGUGCAUGGCUCGCAUCAAGGACACUUUCAAAUAUACUCUGUUUAUGCUCGGGGCUCUGCUCAUAGCCAUGUCAAUGCAGCUGGACCGCAAAGGUCUGUGGAACCUGCUGGGCCCCGUCCUCUGUGCCAUACUGUUCAUGGUCACUGCCUGGGUGUACCGAGGGGUGCGGCGACGACACUGUUACCCGCCUUCUUGGAAACGCUGGGCCUUCUACCUGAUCCCCGGGGCAAUCUGCGCCCUGAUCGGCGUGUGUUUGUACAUUUUUGCCGAGACAGAGGACAAUUACUACUACACGCACUCGCUGUGGCACAUCCUGGUGGCCAGCUGCGUCGUGUUCCUGCUGCCGCCUAAGGAGAAGAACAGGGAGGCGCUGGGCUGGAGCAGGGGCUGGAGCUGGAACUGGAGCUGGAGACCACGGGUCUGCGGGUACACGCUCUGUCAGAGCAGCAAGGACGAACUCUACACUGUCACGUAGAUGGAGCAGAGAUUCUGUAAGGGAGCAAAGCAACUAGGCAUUGAUUGUUCAACAGCACUAUAAGCAUUCACAUAAGGUAAAAAGACAUACACGAACACAGGGUGUCGAAAGUCUUCAACUUUUGACACUUAAUAUCUUGAAUUUAAAAUCAAAUUUAAACCUAUAUUCUCAUAGGUCUACCAUUUGCAUGGUCAGAUUUCACAUUAGCUUGCAGACAUCUUGAAAUACACACACACACAAACAGCCCAUUUAACCCUGCUGAAACCUCCAAGGUGAUCCACUGCACCAGCUUCGGUGUGAACAUCACAAACUUCAGGUAACACACCACCUGACCUUUGACCUCAUGACCAGGAGUUUGUACAUAUUGUGUAUGUACGUAUUUUACUAGGCUAGGACAUUAAUGUUUAUUAAUAUUUAUAAGGAAUAGCACUUUCUGGAACUCUUUUAAAUCUUUAUCGUUGAGUCUGCUAUACAAUUUCUAGCUGAUGUAAACACUCCUCGUUCUUGUGCCCUCUUGUAUUUUCAUUUUGUCCACAUGUGCUCGAUUUCUAUCCGCCAGGUGGUUUUAACAACCUUCAGAAUAGUUUGACGAAACAAUAAGAAGUCCACUUUUUAGCUUUGUUCUGGAACUUUCAAUCAUAUAACAUAACAUGGUCUUCAUCAGCAGAGGAGAUUAGCUUUUGAUCUUCAACAUGUAUCACUGCGGAACACAAAAGAAUCAGAAACAUCUAAGAGAACUAUUUAAAACAAUAAACUGCACUUUAUGUUUUCACAUCAUGUCAACUUCAGCUUCUCAACUUUCCGCGGCGUUUCUGUGCAACACAUUCUCAGCCAGCAGCCAACUGUAAGUCAGGGGCUUUUCGUCGAGAGUGCACGUUAAUGGGUGGACGAAUGAAAGCGUAACAGUUCGGGAUACAGGUGCCUCCUUAUUUCUUUGAAAGAAAUCCACAUAAAGUACUGUACAUGACAGGAUGUUGUGUUCAUGUACAGAUAUAUAUGCAGCUUGUACUGAUGGAUGACUCAAUGUCCUUCCUUUUCUUGUCUAGUCUCUGCUCUCUUUCUCCCACCCUGAAACCUUACCAGCUAACACUCAUUCUGAAGCACUUUUAUGAUUAAAAAGCUGAUUCCACUAUGUAAUGUACAUAGCCCAUAUGUGUAUGAAUGGGCACUUUAUGAAUGUAUAUUCAAGUGACUGUGUCCAGUGCCUCCUCUUGUCUGUAUCUUUCUGUGAAUGCACUGUAUGUACUGUAUGAUUGUGAGUAAAUGUGUGUGUUUUGUCUCACUUUCCAUGCAUUUAAGGCAUAGAGUUUAUGUGUUGUCUAUUUUGAAGUGUUCCAUACUGUGGUGAUUUUCUCAUUGUGAUUUUGCACACAGGUUCAAAUUGAACGUUUCUGUCACACUUGCGUCGCCUUCCUUUCUUUGUUGAGAUUUUUUUUUUGUGAGGGUGUGAAUCACGCACUUCUUGUUAAGUGUGAGUAUGAAGAGGCAUUGUUCCACAACAACAUACUGUAGCUGCCAUUGCUUGUAUGGAUGAAGAAAUGUAAUGUUUCAUGUAAAACAUGAUUUUACUUCCUUGUACUGGACAACUACCUUUCAAUCUCUUAAAAAAACCAAACAGCAUUUAUCCCACCAAAAAUAAAUCAUGUAUA